Molecule: messenger RNA, 978 nt
Organism: Knipowitschia caucasica
Lineage: Eukaryota; Metazoa; Chordata; Actinopteri; Gobiiformes; Gobiidae
Source: the annotation of a GenBank genome assembly
AUGUAUUCCAUUGUGGAAUUUCUGGAGGCGAAGGAGGUGGAGUUGGUGCCAUCAGUAUGGGUCACCAAUGGUCAUUGUGCGUGGCCCUCGGGUUUGAGGGGCACGGCACUAAGCCUUGCAGUUCGUACUGCGACCCCUGUGGAGCCAACGUGGGAGCAGUACCGCGUGCGAGUACUAUAUACAACUGAGAACUAUGAAGAGGGCCGGAGGAAAUUGAGGGAAGCCGAAAUAACAUCCGACCUCCAGUCAGAUGUGGAGACUGAAAAGAACAAAAAACGUCGUCGCAAAGCAAUGAAAAACCAUCAUUUUAUAUCAUCUUCAGAGGAUGAAGCGCCGAUGUCCUCCAUCCCUGCGGCCCAAGCCGUUCAUUUUAAUGCAUGCCCCCCUCCUCCCUUUGUUAAUUUUGACCCACCCGCCCCCAGUCAAUCACCACCCCUCCCCCCGAACAUACACGGAGCUCACGGCAGCUCUCAUGGAAGCCACUCUGUAAUUUUAAAGGAGGUCCUAACUAAAUUAGAAAUGGUGCUGCAGCAAAACGACACCAUUCUCAGAAUACUCCAGCACCAGGCUACUCCUCCAGGCUUGGAGGAAGCCAUUGACCUGCCACUUGCAGACCUCCCGCAGCUGUUGGCAAUGGAGGACAAGCUUGGCUCACCAGAGUUCCGCUGUUCACUGACUAACUACCUAGGGACAAUCGGGGGCACCAACGUCCAGGACACGACUUCCCGCAUAUUAAAAAAAAUUCUGAGCCAUUCACUGGCCCAGAAAAUGAAUUGGAGGGGGGUCAACGGCAAGACUGCCCUGGCCACCCUGCAUUUGCGCAAGGUUGUCGUCGGUGCUGUGCGUAAAAACCCGAUUAUAGGGUUUACAACCGAGGCAGAGGUGGAGGACAAGAUGAAAAGAUGGCUCCAACUGAGUGCAGACAGGGAGGGGGGUAGAAAGAGAAGGCUGCUUGCUAAGGAGGGAUUAGGGCUGUAA